Messenger RNA from Bemisia tabaci, 8249 nucleotides. It is a transcript of the gene ERR, whose product is annotated as estrogen-related receptor. Lineage: Eukaryota; Metazoa; Arthropoda; Insecta; Hemiptera; Aleyrodidae. Gene Ontology annotation, cellular component: nucleus. Gene Ontology annotation, molecular function: sequence-specific DNA binding; nuclear steroid receptor activity; steroid binding. Gene Ontology annotation, biological process: regulation of DNA-templated transcription. The record is from RefSeq and is a predicted model, not a curated record.
UCGCGCGUCCGAAGCGCGCCCGCCAGUCCUGAUUCUUGCUCUCCCGGUGCAUCAGCUGUCGCGAGUCUUCUCGGCCUUGGUCAAGUUUUCUGUGUUUACGCUCCUCCGUGCGCACUACACGAGGUGAUCCCGGCGUUUUGUGCGGUACAAUUUCGCAUUUCGGGUUUUUUUUUUUAUUUUUUUUUUUUUUUUUAUUAUUAUUUUUAAAUCUCAACGCGCCGCCUCGAGGUGGUCUACUGUGUGUUUAUUGUUAGAUGGAUGCAGUGACAGGUGUGGAGUUUCCAUCCGCGAUUAGAAGUUCAGCGAAAAGUACAAUCCCACUCCGGUGAAGUUCCGCAGUUUCUCCGGAUUUUUCCUCUCCGGAUUUUGCUCUUGUGUGGUUUUUCGUAUCAUGGGUGACCCUUGAACUGACAAUGAGUUAUAUUAUCACCGCGAUCGAGUGAUUAGAAGGAAAUCUGCAAGUUGGGUCUUUCACUCCUCUCGUGCGUUUAUAAACGGUAUUGAUGACUGACAGCAGCCACGACUUUGUUUUAUCGGUCACUUCACGCUUUAAUCGUGGACUCGUUCGGGCUGAAGAUGAUGGAACACGUUUGGAUGGAAGAUAUGGUCUCAAUGAUGUCAGAGGGCCCUCCAGUGGCAACGGCGGUGGGAGCGACAAAUGUGAGUGAGAUGGUGAUAAUCAAGAAGGAGAUAGACGGCUCCGGCCGGGCGAGGGCGGGGGGCCUCGAUUGCUCACCCCCGGACAACUCCACGGCACUCCAGUACUCUCCCACCACUACUUCCGGGUUUCAUCUUCACACCGAAGACACAAAGUAUUCCGAAGAACAUUAUGGGGCACCAUCUCCGGGCAGUCCAGAUCAUCAGUAUUGUUCCAGCACAACACAGUCUUUGGGAGACCCCCUUCUUGAUACUAUAGACGAGCGGAUCAAGGAAGAAGAUAUUCCCAGACGUUUGUGUUUAGUGUGCGGUGAUGUAGCUUCUGGUUUCCACUAUGGAGUAGCUUCCUGUGAGGCGUGCAAGGCUUUUUUUAAAAGAACAAUUCAAGGAAAUAUUGAAUAUACUUGCCCUGCUACAAAUGACUGUGAAAUCAACAAGAGGAGACGAAAAGCUUGUCAAGCAUGCAGAUUUCAAAAAUGCCUUCGCAUGGGCAUGCUGAAAGAGGGUGUCCGGCUAGAUAGGGUGAGAGGUGGAAGGCAGAAAUAUCGUCGGAACCCUGAACUACCUCAGCCUGUGCAGCCAUGGCAUCAAAUAAUGAAUACUCCAUCUUUAGAAGAUAACAAAAUGUUAGAGGCUCUAACACAGUGUGAGCCAGACAUGCUGUCAUGUUUGUCCAGUUCCUCCUUAGCUGUGGAUAUCUUGUCUAUCCUGAGUGACUUGUAUGACAGAGAACUUGUCGGAACUAUAGGAUGGGCCAAGCAAAUACCUGGCUUCACGGAUUUGUCUUUGAAUGACCAAAUGAGGCUUCUUCAGGCAUCUUGGGCAGAAAUUCUCACUCUGACGCUGUCAUACCGUUCGUUACCUCUUAGCUCUGGUAAACUAAGAUUUGCCACUGAUUUUACUUUAGAUGAAUUACAAGCCAGAGAUUGUGGUGCAUUUGAAAUUUAUCAGUUGUGUUUGCAAGUAAUUGAGAGACUUGAAAGAUUAUCUAUCGCAAAGGAGGAAUAUUACCUGCUGAAAGCUCUUGUACUAGCAAAUUCUGACGUCCGAUUGGAUGAGCUGGUAUCACUGAAGAAAUUUCGAGAUAAUAUUUUAUCUGCACUUGGAGAGUGUGUCUUUGUCAUUAGGCCUAAUAUGUGCGUGAGUCAUACUCAAAAUUUGCUUCUGUGUCUUCCUAUCUUAAGGCAAGCAGAUCAGGUAAUAAGAAGGUUUUGGUCAUCCGUUCAUAAAGAGGGAAAAGUAUUAAUGAAUAAAUUAUUUGUUGAAAUGUUAGAAGCUUGUUUACAUUGAAAAGUGUAAACAUUUUUAGUAGAUCCAACUACCAAAGUUUUCUUUGUUUUUGUUUUGUUAGUGACUUGUUUUAAUUUAUUAGCUACUCCUAUAUUUAUUGUGAAUGAAUAGGGAUUUAUUUUUGUUGAACUAAUUUGUUACAAAUUUGCACAGCGCCCUUAUUUUAGUUACUCUCAAAAUCUGUGUAAAAUGUCUUUAUCGCCAUUCAGUGGUGAACCAGCUAAAGGAAAGUGAGCAAGAAAUAAUUUUUUUAAGUAUUUUCUCCUUAAAGGGUAAUACUAUUGCCUUGUUCCUUGUCAUGGCGCUGAGGUGCUUAUUUUUGUUCAGGCCAUGAAACAAACUUGCAUUAAAACUUUAAUAGCCACUUCCCACCGUGAACAACGAGGGAAUCAGCAGUGGCUCUUCCAUCCAACAAGCACAUUAAUUUUACCAGUAUGCCAGAGCUUUGAACUAAAGAAACGCUCUGUAGUGCUCUUUUCGCAGUGGAAUAAUUAUUUUUCCUCAAACUGUUAGUCUGUAAGACAAUUUAGUCUUACAGAUGGCAGCUGUUAUUACAUCUGCUUUGGCCCUCAGGAAGGCGUUAAUUCUGGUGAAUGUGAGCGAUGUGGAAGAGAUUGUGUAAAUUUUUUUAACUCAAAAGUAAAAGUUGCUCAAAGAUUUUGUUGAAAAAUAAUGUCAUGAACGCUUUGAGUGCUUUUAGCACAUGAACUUCGGUACAAAAUUUUCUGGACAUAAAUCUUACUACUUCCUGUGGGACUUUUCGUAUGAGAUUUUGAAACGUUGACAAUAGGUCCUCAUCUUGAUUUUCCCCUGAUGUGUUGCGCUUAUUCUUUAGUUAUGAUUCAUUGAUUAUUUUUGUGUAUGAUCACAACCUACAAAUAUUAAUGUAACAUUUUUAAUACACAAGACCAAAAAACUAAAGCCUCUUUUAGAUCAGCCUAAUGAAAUCAUGAGUUCCAAUAGUUCCCAAAUUUUUCAUUUGAGGACUUUCUUAAAUAAAAAAACAAGCUUUACGGGAAGCUUGUAGUAAAAAGAGUUUGCCAGUGUUCUCUCAUUUUACCUCUCAAUAUUAGGGUGUAUAGGCGUCUAUCAUUAUUAAAUAGUAUGGUUAUUAUUUUAGAAGUAUAACUUUGAAUUCCAUGUAAGUCUGUAGAGCAUACCCCCCCCCCUUUCCCCCAUUAUGAAAGUGAGCAAUUUUAUCUUUUCGAAAGGUAGGCCAAAUCAUUACAGGAACAGAGUAACAGACUCUUGAAAAAUACCAACAGAAAUGUAACUCAAUGCAACUCAAUAUUUCUAGUGUAAAAUUUUGGAAAAUACCCAGAAUGUUUCUUUCAAACUUUAAAUCCAUUGAUUUAUAUUUUUAAGCCCACUUAUCUCUGAUAAUUGUAAAAAAUAGGUGUUGUGCUGAUAAAGUGUAGCUGAAAAAUAAGUGAAGUUCCUUUUAUUUUUUAACUGUUUAAUGAUGUACGAUAGAUAACUGUAAUAUGAUGGCGGGCUGGGAAGAAGGGAGUUCAUCUAUGUAUAUAUAAGCAUAUUUUUGUCGUUGAUCAGUUGAGAGCUUUCCCUUCCAAUUUUGUCCCAUCUUUCACCAUAUCGUCAAGCAGGGUUGCAACAAUCAGGGUUAACAGGGAAAACCAGGAAAUUUUAGAGAAUUUCAAAGUAGAAAAUGUAAAAAAAAUGGCUAAAGUGUCAAGGAUUAAUGAUUAAAUUCCCUGUACUUAAUUUCCAGAAUUUGUUUGACGUUUCAAACAACAACAAUUAUUGUGUUGUUUGGGCUCAGAAGUGCAUUAAUUUUUAACCAUCCUGCAUAUCGUCAAAUACCAGGAAUUUUACUAAAAUCUGUCAGGAAAAUGCCAGGGAAUUCAAUUUUUUUAAAUAUCUGUCGCAACCUGAGUUGGGCUUCGUUCAAAGUACUUUUGUUUGGAUGAUCUAGUCAAAAUGCAUCUUAAAUUUGACUGUCCAGCAAGUUUGCCUAGCUGAUCAAUUGCAAAAAUAUGUGUCAGGACCUUCAAAAAAUGAAUAUUAUGUAGUAAGAAAUUGGAGAAACGUUACAUCUCUUCUCCAGCGAUGCUGAAUUUCUUGAAUAACUUUUGUAAAUCAAAAGGCACUCUGAAAGUAAUGUAGGGUUAAUCUUUAUAAAGAUUAAUUAGAUUGUAUUGACACAUGUAGACUUCUUGGUAGUACACUCCCUGCAAGGCGUUAAAAUUUUUUGGAGCAAAGAUUAUUCUCAGUUGCUUUUUAAAAGAAUUGGUGUAUUUAAAACAAGUCUCACAAUCAAUCCUCCUUCUGUGAAAUUAUGAAUUAAUUAGAGUACUAACAUCCGCUGACAUGAUCGUCUCAAUCAUUUACAAAAGUUUUCUGAUACUUUUGCAUCUAAUGCUUUUUAUUUCUAAAUCCAAUAAUUUCAUUUCUUCUUUGAUUUUCUAUUUUUUUCUAAUAAUCAUAAAAUCUAUGUAACUUUCAAAGUCAUUGCAGCUUUAUAUUAUCGUGCAAAAUGAAUUUAGUUAAUUUUCUUGAUUGAAGACUGUUAUUCUCCAAAGUUUUAAGAUCUAAUUGUUUCAGUUCCUCUAUCAACUAAAAAGUGGUAGAAUAGAUAUACUUGUUCAGUGCACCUCUAGAAACCUAGUAUGAGUGUUUAAGUACCUAUGUUCUCAUUUGUUACUAUGUUAACGUUGUAAAUUGAAUUCUCAUUUUAUCCACCCAAAUAAUAAUGAAGGAAUUUUUCUCUGAAAGGAAAAAAAAUGUGAACUUAAUUUUACAUUGCAAAUGUCUAAGGGCUUCUAAGGUCUUCAAAAUAUAUCCUGCUAUAUCCACACAGAAAUAUUGCUACACUAAUUUGUCACAAACUCCAAUUGAAGGGUCUUGCGCAGGACUUGAUAUAUCAGUUCCUUAGAGCACAAGGGUUGCAACUAAAAUGUCAAUAAAAAUAAAUUCAUUCGUAUGUUCAAUAUAUGUAUUUUAAAGUUAAAUAUGUGUGAAGAAACUAUGUUGUAGUAUCCAACGCUGGACAUGAGCUACAAAACUUCAAAAAUUGCAAAUUUCAAGAAAAGUGAUGGGGAGCACCAGACAAAUUUUUCCAAGAUUUGUAAGGGGAAAAAUGUAGGUACAACCCUUUUGCUCAAAGUCUCUGCUAUAAAUUUAGUGUUUUCCUGAAUACGGCGCUGCUCUACCGGUGAUGAAGUUUUGCCAGAUUUCUUGGAGCCUUGAAAGGAACGUGCGCUCUCUGGGUUUUAAUUUUAAUUCACACACAGGCGCACUUUGAAUUUCUCGAGGAUCCAGAUUAAAUUAUCCAUAAUGCAUAAUGAAUUACAUACUUCUUUUUCCUAGUUUACUUUAGUCCUGAGUAGAAUAGUAGGUAUGUAGGUUUAGGAAAUCAUGUGACCUGUAGUGAAUUAAAACGUAUUAAAAAAUGAUAUUAGUUAAUUAUGUCUGAUUUGAGUCUUUUUAGUCUGAGACAAUAGGAAGAAUAGUAUUUUUAGGCAUAAUAAAAAAAAUGAAAACAAAGAUUGAAAUGUGUUAACUAGUUUAUUUUUUUCAAUCCUGUGGAAUCCAGUUAUUUGUUGUUCUGUUGUAUCAGGGGCUAUUUUUGUGUAUUUCUUGGCGAUCUCAUUGAAAAGAUUAAAUCAAUAGGUUUUGCUUAUUAUCAGCUUUUGUGUUCUCUAGAAAGUGCUCAUGGCUAAGCUCUGUAAAUUUUCAAGACGCUGAAGUUCAGCAUAAUUCAUUCUUUAUUUUAAAUUACAAGGCAAAUCCUCUCAAUGGAGCCUGGUAUAUUAGUGAAUCCUUGUUAUCCCUAUCAUGACGAUCAAAUAAUUUAUCGAAAAUUCUCAUUGUGGAACAAAUAACUUCAUAACAUAAUUAUCAUAAAUUCUCCUCAUCUCAAGGCACUCUAGUUGUAUGAUAAAGUUAUGUUCAAUUCUAGAAGCCAAAAUAAGAUCCUAGAUUUUUUUAUAUUUAUCCUUGUUAUCACUAACUUAUGACAAUGACUCCAAAAAAAGAUUUUGUGCUUUGUCCGCACAGCUUUGAUUUCAAGUUCUGAAUCAAAGUGUUAGGUAUUAGGUUUUGCCACAGAUAUUCCAAAAAUUAAUUUUGAAAGAUGCCUGCAGCCUCCUGAGAACUGUUGAGUGUUGGAGACCUUCAUCAAAUAUAAAACAGGCUGAACAUUCAGUUUGUCCCUUGGCAACUACCACUGUAGCUCAGUUGGCACUACAGCUUGCACUGCUCACCAGGCUCUUUGACUAUUCAUCGACACGGUAGAGUCUUGUACAGUAAUAGAAACGUAAUGAAACUUGUCAUAAUCAUUAUAUCUGGACAAAAGCCUGCUUUACAACUUAGGAAAGAAAUAUAUUCAAAAGAAGUGUGUAUUGUAUUUGGAUUUAUAUUACCUGAAAUUCAAAGGUUCACUAAGUUUUUUAAGCACCCAUUCAAGUGGAUAAUACAGGUAGAGCGCCCCCCCCCCCUUCAGAUGUUUAAAUCCUGCAGAAAUGUAUAAUAUAAAUCUCAUUUGUAAAAUCAUCAGCCCUUCCUCCUUAUCUUUUCUUAUCAGAGUAAAUAUAUUUUAGAGCCCCACACUGUUAUAUUCCCAGUAGUGAAAAAGUCACUUUCAGAAGUCAAAUUUCAGAAUCUCCCUAUUAUGACUGAUGACAAAAGAGUGGAACAAUUGGUUUAGCAAUCCAAACUUACUUUGCAGCAUUUUGCCUAGCAAAUUGCUUGCUUUGACAUUCAUCAGUUAUCAUUUGACAAAUUUUGUUGGAUUUUACGCUCAACAAGUUGUGCAUCAAUCAUCAUUAGGCGGAAAGUCAGAGAGUAGUGUCGACCUCCAGAUUAAACUUCUACUUCACCCGUUAAAAUAGUUUUGAUUGUCAGUACGGGGUCUCCAAAAUAUAUUGUCUCUGUCUCUUAUUCUCAACUUUGUAUCACUUUGAAAAAGGAGAAGGAUAAAAUCACAUUGUAAAUUAAAAAAUAAAAAGAAAAAAAAUUCACGUAGGAUUUUUAGGAACCUUAAAUUCGUGUUCACCUUUAAACUGUGUAGCAUUCUAGUUUUAGCAUCGUUGUUAUUAAACCAGUAAAUAUUCUAGUAAAUUGUGAUCUUGGGAAUGUUGUCAAUAAGAUGCUACAGAUUUAAGUGCAAAGUCUUGGUAAAGAGCAUAUGCUGCACAAGAAAAUUGUCGGUUUAUUUUUAAAGGGGAAAUAAGUGGGUUCUGUUUGAAGAUUACUGUCUUCAACAGGGGGUUUGUCAUCUAGCUAACAUUGUUGGUUAAGUAUGAAUUCCUUCAACAUUUCUACAGAUAUGCUGAAAAUGUAAGAUUCUUGUUGUAAUUUGAAAAUGCCUUUGCAAAAAUUUAUUUUCUACUUUAAUUGUGGUGUACCAAAAAAAAAAAUUCUUUGAAAUCUUACUCUUUUCCUGAAAUAUUCAAUCUGAUAAUUUAUCAGAUGAUUUCAGACUUAUAGUCAGUGAAUUUAAUGGAAAAGGAGCAGUAUAAAAUGUUACAUGGAGCUAGACUUAUAUUCAUCUGUCAGUGCGAAUGCAUGAAGCACAUGAGAUUUUUCCUCUCCAAGGGUGGAAAUGUCUCUUUCAAACAUGUGAAAGAGCAGUGAAAUAAUAUUUCACCUCAUUAACAUUUUUUAGUUUGGUACCUAAUAAUUCAUCCCGAUGGAAUGAGACUUUAUUGAGUCUUGAGCAAUCAAACUUAAAUUAUAUUCCCUGUUAUAUGCUCUUUCCUUUUUCUUGGUUCAGUAGUGAGUUUUAUAGAUUAUAGAUUUGUUAUAUGUUCUAAAAGCUGCAAGUAGUUUUCUGAAAGAAACUCUCCAGCAAAGAUUUAUGAUCAAUUUUACUGUUGAGUUUGAUUUUUUCCUAGCUUUAUUGAAAAUUCACCUUGGUGUCUAUUCCUUGCUGAGACCUUCAUUUUAAAGUAUCAUUAGAAGCUCAUGUAUCUCAGUACUUACUUUUCUUUUGUGAGUUUUCUGGAGAAGAUUUGUCUCUAGAGGAUAUUUUGAAGAACAUGGCGAUGGUGAAACUGCAGAAAUGUAUAUUUCGAUUUGCGGUGUCGCAAACUUCCUGCCAUAUUUUAUUGUUUACCCAGAAAACUACUGAACGAAAAUGUCGGUGAUUUUUCUUCUUUUUGAGAAGAAUCUUCUGUGGAAAUUUAAGGUCAUGAAGUUGGUUUGGUCUCCUUUUGAAAAUGAAAUAGAAAUGAAGAUUUUGGAUCACUGCAAUCGAGAUCCGCAUUUUUCAGUUUCACAGUCGAUGUGUAGUGAUGCUCAGUAGUGCCUCUUGGAUUCAGGUUUUCCUCUUGAACAUUUUA